AUGCUUGAAGAUUAUUUUUCAUUACGUAUAUCAUCAAAAGAUCCACCAAUACGUUUAGAAACUCUUCCUAUUUUACUUGAUACAUAUGUACCUAAUCUUGAUUAUUUACCACAAUUUAUUCUUCGUUUAUCUAAAGAAGUUAAUUGGACAGAAGAACGUGAAUGUUUUCAAGAAGAUGGAGAUACUGAAGAAAAACAACAUUGGCCUAUUGAACAUUUACUUUAUCAUGCAUUUAAAACAAUGCUUGUUCCAUCAAAACAUUUACGACAAGCUUUUAUUAAAUUAACUGAAGUACAACAAUUAUAUAAAGUGUUUGAACGAUGUUAA
Rotaria sordida is the source of this 327-nucleotide messenger RNA. The record is from the annotation of a GenBank genome assembly. NCBI's taxonomy places the organism in Eukaryota, Metazoa, Rotifera, Eurotatoria, Philodinida, Philodinidae.